AUGCUUAACAAUAUAAUUUUAGCAACAAAAACUUCCGAUGUUCAUUCGAAUCAGUCAGAAGUCGAACAACAAACUGAACUUAUGUACAAAGAUAAUACGAUAUGGACUGCUGUGUUCAAUGCAGACAAGGCUGCAAUUGAUCGUUUGAUAGAUGCUGAUGCAGAUGUUAUUAAUAUGAUAGGUGCCGUUGGCGAGUGCCCCAUUCAUAUGCUAUUUCUAUAUGGAACAUAUACGCAUUUGAAGAUUGCUCGAGAUCUUAUUAUACGAUUCCCAAUGAUCGUAACGCAAAUUUACAAUAAACCAACGGAGAGCAAUGAUAAUACCAUUCUACAUAUGCUUGUUAUCUGCAAUUUACCUGAAAUGUAUGCCAAAUUCAAAGCACGUUGGAUAGAACAACAAACUGUUACCGACCAAAAGUUACCUAGAAACUCAAAAUCAAUUGAAAUCACGAAAUUGUGGAAUCGUUUCAAUAAAGAUGGUUUAACACCAUUAACUCUAGCAGCCGAUUUAGGUCGGGCUAAAAUGUUGUCAUGGUUACUCUAUGAACGUAAAAAAAUACAAUGGUCUUAUGGUAAUGUUUCAUGUGUAUUACAUCCACUAGAUCAACUCGAUCUUGAUUUUCAAAAAGAGGGCAAACAACGACCUCUUAGUGUACUUGAAAUAAUGAUUAAAAAUAAUGAUCCAGAAUUAAUACAUUCUAUUAUUACAUCUUUAAUUGACAAAAAAUGGAAACAAUUUGCUUAUCGAACAGCAGAUGAAAACGACAAAACAGUAACAACUGAUAGUAAAAAUUUGGAUUUUAGUCGUCAAAUAAUCUCUGCAGUCGGUCAUUUCAUUGUAAUAGAAGGUGCUCUAUGGAAAAGUGCAUAUGAAAUAAAUGAAAUGUCUACUUUAGGUUUAUGGAAUUACUGGAAUAGUACAGGAUCUAUUUUUCUUGAAAAUUGUUUGGCAUGUUCAUUCUGUUUUUGUAUUUUUACUGUACAAACUCUUCGUCUGUUUGAUAUGCAACAUGAAACUGUCAUUCUUGCUGUUACUUCUCUUCUUGGAUGGAGUUAUAUGUUCUUUUUCACCAUGCCAUUUCGAUUUACUGGUCCAUUUGUGAUUAUGAUUUAUAAAAUGUUAUUCAAUGAUGUUCUUCGUUUUUAUUAUUACACCAAAGGACCAUAUCCAUUGGCAGGUGCUUUAUUACUUAUUCUUUAUGUUGUGGUUAUUAGUAUUCUUUUGUUAAAUUUACUCAUUGCUAUGAUGGGUGAUACAUAUACAGAUGUGAAAAAAAGGGCAAAAAAAUUAUGGCAUUUAGAACGAGCACGUAUUGCACUUAAUAUUGAAAGUCGAAUGUCAACUUCUAAACGCCAAUUAAAUAUCAAUAAAUAUUGGGUAGAUGUACAGGGUGAACGUUAUUUACAAGUUGAACAAGUGAACGAUGCUCUUGGUUAUCCUAUAGGCGAUGAAGCAAACGAUGAUGAAUAG
This is a messenger RNA of Rotaria sp. Silwood1, 1470 nucleotides long. The record is from the annotation of a GenBank genome assembly. NCBI's taxonomy places the organism in Eukaryota, Metazoa, Rotifera, Eurotatoria, Philodinida, Philodinidae.